AUGUUGGCAACUUCCAUCUUGGAAGAACAUGAGCAAGCAGUUGGCGCCUCAAAAUCGUUCAAGCUCAAGAGCGCCAAGCUGCUUCAGCACAUGAAACGCCUGAGAAAGUCAAAGAAUGAAAGCUCAGCCAAAUUGUUGGAGGAUGAACACCUUCAAGCAGACGUGAAAAUAUCCUACAUCGAUGUUGGAUCUGAGAAUGACCAUCCAGUUCUCAACAUACAAGACUUUCUCAGGAUGCUGGGGCAGUGUGGGCAACUUGAUGUUCUCACAGGUGGUUUGGAUCUCUUCAAGGCCUGCCAAGAGUUUUGGCACCGUUAA
Durusdinium trenchii is the source of this 318-nucleotide messenger RNA. NCBI's taxonomy places the organism in Eukaryota, Dinophyceae, Suessiales, Symbiodiniaceae. The record is from the annotation of a GenBank genome assembly.